Messenger RNA from Daphnia carinata, 1917 nucleotides. Its product is annotated as leucine-rich repeat-containing protein 15-like. The transcript has 12 exons. The coding region runs from base 128 to 1804 and encodes 558 amino acids. The record is from RefSeq and is a predicted model, not a curated record. Gene Ontology annotation, cellular component: extracellular matrix. NCBI's taxonomy places the organism in Eukaryota, Metazoa, Arthropoda, Branchiopoda, Diplostraca, Daphniidae. Gene Ontology annotation, molecular function: protein binding.
UCGACUGCGGGCCAAAAGGAAUCCAACGACUAUGAUGCGCUUGGCCGACGCGCUUUAGACUAUUAGUAUCCAGUCGGCUGGAGACUUGGCAAGAACGUAACGCUGAAAAAGCAAACAAUUGAAAGCGAUGCAUUUGCUACGAUUGAAGGUGAUAUUGUUCGUGAUUGGAGGAUCGUUAUUUAUCGAGACGUCAAAGGCUGGCGCACCGCCGCCCAGUCGACCGUUUUAUCACAAGUACAGGCCAUUGGAUCUUGGUCCGACCCCGUUCGUGGACGAAGCGACUGGCCAAUGCGUCCUGAGCCCGUGCGACGCUCUUGGACGGGCCAGGGACGAGCUGUACAGCAUUUUAGAUGAAAAGGAGAAAGUGCAGAGUCAAAGUCGAACGCUGAUUGGUGAACUACAACAAGCCGUCACGCACGGUAAAGAUUCGCAAGACGCAUUAAGAAAAACCAUCCAAUUGAUGGAGCAGAGAAUUCGCAGUCUGGAACAAUCAGUUUGGACAUUGGAUAAGAGUUCGUCCCGUUGGAACAAAUGCUCGGAAGGGCCGUGCACGUGUACAGCCGAGACCCGUACCGUUUCCUGCUGGCGUCUGGAUUUGACGUUCGUUCCGCGGAGCCAGACGAUCCCGCACGAUACUAAAGCGCUUGAUAUGGGCGCCAAUCGACUAGGCACACUCAACAAGGACGCCUUCAAAGGAAUGAUUCUACUCAACGAACUGGAUUUAUUUGACAACCAGAUCGAGUAUCUACCCGACUCGGUGUUCGACAGCUUGGAGAAUUUGAUCAAUCUGAAGAUCCACAAAAAUAAACUAAAAGUCUUGGACGAAAAGAUAUUCAUCGCCAACAUCAAUCUUGAAACGCUAGAUAUAUCCAAUAACGAGCUGAAAGAGGUGCCACUCGGAGUAUUUCGAACGUUACGACGCUUGACUGUACUCCAUUUGUCCAGCAAUAAAUUUGCCCGACUAGACGAGAAUUUGCUACGAGGCCUGAAUCAACUGGAAGAUGUCGACUUGUCCCGAAAUGAACUGACAGAACUGCCGCCGCUAUUGCUCGAUGGUUUGACCAAGCUGAAGUCAAUCAAAAUAAGCGACAAUCAAAUCAAAGUCCUGCCUCCCACACUUUUCCGCGGAUUAGUCGAUGUGGAAAUAUUGCAAUUGCAGAACAAUGAAAUCCUAGAAUUGCCAGAAAAAAUCUUUCACGAUCUAACCAGUUUAACUCAGCUGGUCUUAACGGGCAAUUCCCUUGUUACCAUUUCACCGGGCAUCUUUUCCAGCCUGGAGCAGUUGCACGAGCUUCACAUUGGUGGAAACCUUCUGGAACAUUUGCCGGCUGGUGUAUUUACGGGUAUGGAACGGCUGGAGAAGUUGUUCAUCUUGUCCAAUAAUCUGCGUGAAAUCGAUUCUGAAGCAUUCACCGGCAUCCCUCAAUUGCUGUGGCUCGCCCUCAACAACAAUUUGCUGACUUCGUUACCACAUGAUGUUUUCGAACCGGUCCCGAAACUUCAGCGAAUGCAACUGGAUAGCAAUCACUUCAUGUUUCUCCCCGAGGGCACUUUCGAACCGUUGAAGAAUCUUCAGUACGUCAAUUUGAUCAAGAAUCCAUGGCACUGUGAUUGCUCCAUUCUUUAUCUGACGAGAUGGAUUAACGAACAUCCAGAUCUAAUAUGGGAUUACCAACCCAAGUGCCGUGGUCCUGGCGAGUUGGGGGGUAAAUCUGUUUACACCAUGACCUUCAACGACGUCUGUGAUGGACAGUGGGCGUCAAUGAUGUCUAUCAAAAAUCGAGUUCGAGCGCGUGUUCGUUAAGAGGGCCGUAAUGUCUCAAAUUUCGUCUGCAGAAAGUUGCAUGCUUUAUUUUCAACGUUUCUUCGUCAAACUUUAUCUUAACUUAUCAAUAUAACUGCAUACCAACAGUCAAA